Molecule: messenger RNA, 1629 nt
Organism: Symbiodinium sp. CCMP2456
Lineage: Eukaryota; Dinophyceae; Suessiales; Symbiodiniaceae
Source: the annotation of a GenBank genome assembly
AUGGCCGCGCUUUUGACGAUGGGUGUCGUCGCCGUUCCGAUGAUGCAGGUUGCAUCGGCCGACGAAGCCGCCCAGCAGGAAGUCAAAGCCGAGUCCAAGGACGAAAAGCCUGCCGAGAAGAAGUACUGGCUUGGCGUGCAAUUGGCACCCACGCCUGAAAUCUUGGUCAAGCAUGUCGAGCGUCUGAAGGAUGGCGGCGCCAUGGUCGCCGGCGUGGCCCCGGAAAGCCCUGCCGAAAAAGCAGGAUUCAAAGCAGGCGAUCACAUUCUGAAAGUCAAUGAAGUAACCGUUACCGCUCCGGAACAAGUCGUCGACGUCGUUCGCGAUAGCAAUGGCCAGGCGAUGAACGUCCGAGUCCUCCGCGGUUUGGAAAUCGAAUCGCUCGCCGUGCAGCCGGAAGAAGCUCCUGCCGAGGCAGCUCCCCAAGUGCAGUCGAUACGACGCGUUCCAACGAUGCCUGGCCAACCGGGAGCUCACUUCCGUUUCUUCGGCCCUGGACAAGUCGUUCCUCCGCAAUUUCGAGUUGGCCUGGCCGGAGAAGACCUGCCGCAGAAUCUGAUGAUUCGUGUUGAAAAGCAGGGCGACGGACCUACGAAGCUGCACAUCGAACGGGACGGCAAGUCUUGGGACGUAACUGAAGACAACGUCGACGAGCUUCCUGAAGACCUGCAAGGUGUUGCCAAGCGUUACCUCGAAGGGGGCGGCAAUGGCAAUAUCAUCAUCAGUGGUAAAGAUGUUCCUCUCAUCGAACUGCAAGAGAUGAUGAAAGGGAUGGACCCGAACAUGAUGCCAGGCAAUGGCCAAUUCGAGCAACGGAUGCAGCAGGAAAUGCAGCAGAUGCAUGAAAUGAUCCGCAAGAUGCACGAGCGAAUGGAACGCAUUCAAAUUGCUCCGCCUGAGACGACAGGCCGCCGGACCGCAAUCGUGGACCGGCAACGUUCUCCGCGAAACGAUCACGCCCAGUUGCCGACGCCCCUUAUGAAUCGAACCGAUCACGAUCCUUUUCAGCUUUUAGGCGAGGCGAUUCAAGAGAAUCCGCGGCUCGCGACGAUGCUCACGCAACUUUGGCGACAGCUCGACAAUUCGAAAAGCUUACCGCAACUGCUUAGCGGAAUUUGCCAGUCACUGGUUCAGUCGUUUCCCAAGGCUUCGGCCCAGUUUCUGCAGCAGCAAACCUCAGGUAACUGGAAGCAGAUUGCUUCGGCUGGGACGAUACGCGAGCCCAGCCUCUCGCAGAUCGAGACUUGGGUCCAGGGAGAUGUCUCGCCUGGCAAUCCGGCCGCGUUAACGUUGCCGAUGGAGAACGAGCCAAAUCGAUUACUCGUACUCGAAGGCAUUGCGGCCAUGCCUAUGACGUCGCUGCAAGCUAUCGCCCAAGUCGCUCGAUUUGCCGUGAAGCGGUUCAUUGAAGCCAAAAACAAAAACGAUCGCGCGACACGUCUCAAAGCAAUGCUGUCGAUGGUCGAACGUUGGCAUCAAACCGACGACCUGGUUUCGCUGCUCAAUCAAAUGGCCGAAUGUUCGACCGAGUUCUUUGAUGCCGAACGAGCGAGUAUUUUUCUAUGGGAUAAGCCCAAGAGGCAGCUUGUCGGUCGGCCGGCAUUGGGUGUCGAAGAUGGCAAGCUGGUG